Molecule: messenger RNA, 987 nt
Organism: Phodopus roborovskii (desert hamster)
Lineage: Eukaryota; Metazoa; Chordata; Mammalia; Rodentia; Cricetidae
Gene: Aipl1
Product: aryl hydrocarbon receptor interacting protein like 1
Exons: 6
Coding region: 1-987 (328 amino acids)
Molecular function (GO): protein binding; peptidyl-prolyl cis-trans isomerase activity
Source: RefSeq, a predicted model, not a curated record
AUGGAUGUCUCUCUACUCCUCAAUGUGGAGGGCGUCAAGAAGACCAUUCUGCACGGGGGAAUAGGAGAACUCCCUAAAUUUAUCACUGGCUCCAGAGUGACCUUUCAUUUCCGAACCAUGAAGUGUGAUGAGGAACACACAGUGAUUGAUGACAGCAGGCAGGUGGGCCAACCCAUGAGCAUCAUCAUUGGCAACAUGUUCAAGCUGGAGGUGUGGGAGGCGCUGCUGACAUCCAUGCGUCUUGGUGAAGUUGCUGAGUUCUGGUGCGACACCAUUCACACAGGGGUCUACCCUAUGUUGUCCCGCAGUCUACGACAGGUGGCUGAGGGCAAGGACCCCACAGGCUGGCAUGUGCACACGUGUGGGCUGGCCAACAUGUUUGCGUACCAUACUCUGGGCUACGAGGACCUGGAUGAACUGCAGAAAGAACCACAGCCUCUCAUCUUCCUGAUUGAGCUGCUGCAGGUGGAGGCCCCAAAUGAGUACCAGAGGGAGACGUGGAAUCUGAAUAAUGAGGAGAAGAUGCAGGCAGUGCCUCUCCUGCAUGGGGAAGGCAACAGGCUCUACAAGCUGGGUCGCUAUGAUCAGGCUGCCACUAAGUACCAGGAGGCCAUCGUGUGCCUGAGGAAUCUUCAGACUAAGGAGAAGCCUUGGGAGGUUGAGUGGCUGAAGCUGGAGAAAAUGAUCAACACCCUGAUCCUCAACUACUGCCAGUGCCUGCUGAAGAGGGAGGAGUACUAUGAGGUGUUGGAGCAUACCAGCGACAUCCUACGACACCACCCAGGGAUCGUGAAGGCCUACUAUGUGCGCGCACGUGCUCACGCAGAGGUGUGGAAUGCUGAGGAGGCCAAGGCAGACCUCAAGAAAGUGCUGGAGCUGGAGCCUUCCAUGCGCAAGGCAGUGCUCAGGGAACUGAGGCAGCUGGAGAGCCGCCUGGCAGACAAACAGGAGGAGGAGAGGCAGCGCUGCCGGAGCAUGCUGGGCUAG